AUGGUGUGCAUCUUCUCGCCACAGAAGCAGAUGGGCAGGCCGAAGAAGAGAAGGAGAGAGGGUGAAGUUGGUGAAGCCACCAAACUGCAGCAAAAUAACGUUGCAUCCAUAGCCGCACUAUGUAAAGCAAUCGUAGAACGCUUCAACAAAGUGCUCCUAGUCAUUGACGCCGAAGCCGAGCGCCUUGAACAAACUGGCGAAAAGAAACCAUAUCGCAUCGGAGACAACAGUGCCGCAUUACAGCGCCUCCACACAGGCACCCUUGACUGCCCACUGGGUUUCGACAUCGAGAUUGGUGCUCAGGAUUACAAGCGGAUAGCCAAGAUGGCGCUAAAGACUGAGGUGUAUGGGAACGGAAGCAAUCCUCGCCCUCUACUGCAGCUGAUCAAAGAGGCGGAGGAUAGACAACAGAGAUGGCAUGAAGAUGCGGAAAUGAACUGUGUGGAGAGAGCACACAUGUUUGGGAAACAAACGCCUGAGGGUGCGAAGAAGAGUUGUCAUGCGUUGGGGUCGGAGCAUAUCCGAAUGAUGAUUGACCGCCUCAAGCAGAAGGCGAGGCAAGAGGCGGCGGAAAAGGCGAGGGAAAAGAGGCAAGAGGCAGUGGAAAAGGUGAACAAGGCGAAGAGAGAGGAGAUCAAGAUGCAGAAGCAAAAGAAGGCCGAACUCGAGAAGCGUCCACUCGUCUCACCACCGGUUUCCAGCCGUGACGGCCACAGCAUCGUCACUCGACUCUCCCGCGCCCGCCCUGGUGCACCUGAUCGCGACGACAUCCCCGGCCAGAGCAAAGGCAGUAUCACACUUGCCAGCAACUCCUACAAGCCUUGCAUAUCCAACUUCGACCUCGGCGUCAACAUCUUUCUCGCCAAUCGGCAAAUCAACGCCGAAUCCUCCCCAAUCUUCUACAGCGCCAACUUGUUCAACUUCGAAGGAGUGCCCGAUCUCUACGCUUUCCUAUGCCACUUCCAGCACCGCCUUUCUCUCAUGCGUAAACUGGGCUUGACGAGCGUGACCUCUAACCCGAAGACGUUUCGCGGCGCGCUGCAUGUGCAGGGCAUGCCGCUACAUUCUGUUUUCCCUCUGCUAGCAAGUGCAAUCAAUCUCGAGGCGGUGUACAUGCAUGCGCCGGUUUGGCAGUCGCUUGGCGGGCGCGCGGACAUUGCUGCUAGGGCGUUCUUUCAGAUGGGGUGGACAUGGAUGCUUGCUUGUGCGCUGGCGAAGGGGAAUAAGCUGGGGGCGCUGGAUGUCAUCAAGCUUCCUGAGGUAACGAGUGAGCUUGAUCAGUACGGGAAGUGGCAGGUUGAGAGGGCUGGACAGGCGCUGUUUAGGAGUGAACUGGCGGGACGUCUGACGGCGGCUUAG
Parastagonospora nodorum SN15 is the source of this 1359-nucleotide messenger RNA. RefSeq lists its product as hypothetical. The record is from RefSeq and is a predicted model, not a curated record. The transcript is spliced from 4 exons. NCBI's taxonomy places the organism in Eukaryota, Fungi, Ascomycota, Dothideomycetes, Pleosporales, Phaeosphaeriaceae. Bases 1 to 1359 code for a protein of 452 amino acids.